Molecule: messenger RNA, 902 nt
Organism: Cynoglossus semilaevis (tongue sole)
Lineage: Eukaryota; Metazoa; Chordata; Actinopteri; Pleuronectiformes; Cynoglossidae
Gene: copz2
Product: COPI coat complex subunit zeta 2
Exons: 9
Coding region: 129-689 (186 amino acids)
Biological process (GO): intracellular protein transport; retrograde vesicle-mediated transport, Golgi to endoplasmic reticulum; intra-Golgi vesicle-mediated transport
Cellular component (GO): COPI vesicle coat
Source: RefSeq, a predicted model, not a curated record
GAAAAAAAAAAAGAGGAGAGAGAGAGAGAGAGGGGAGAGAGAGAGGAGAUCUCUCGGUGUGACAGCUGAGAUCUGUCCACGUCAACACACGGAGCACAGCGGAGCAGGAGCCACAUACGGCGGCCGAGAUGGACUCCACGUCACUGGAACCCAGUCUCUACACAGUCAAAGCUGUCUUCAUUCUGGACAACGAUGGAAACCGACUCCUGUCAAAGUACUACGACCCGGAGCUGUACCCGUCCAUGAAGGAGCAGAAGAACUUUGAGAGAAAUGUUUUCAACAAGACGCACAAGGCAGACAAUGAGAUCUCCCUCCUGGAGGGGUUGACCAUUGUCUAUAAGAGCAGCAUCGACCUCUUCUUCUACGUGGUGGGAAGUGUUCAGGAGAAUGAGUUGAUGCUGAUGUCGGUGCUGAACUGCCUGUUCGAGUCCCUCAGCCACAUCCUCAGGAAAAAUGUGGAACGGAAAUGUUUACUGGACAACAUGGAAGGAGUUUUCCUGGUUGUGGAUGAAAUCAUCGAUGGAGGGGUGAUUCUCGAAAGCGACCCCCAGCAGGUGUUACAGAAGGUCAACUACAGGGCGGACGAAAACCCAUUAUCGGAGCAAAGCGUCGCACAGCACAUAACAGAGAAACUGGCCUUGACAUCUAACGUAAGUCACUCUAUGACAACUCCUUCACUGCACUCUUAGACUCAGGAUACACUAACGCAGUUCCAUACAGCAGGUGCUUUGUUCAGGUGAACCAGUUCUACGUUUCUUUAGAACAAUACAAACAAUAACAAUUUUUGCUCGAUUGUAGACAAGAAAAUGCAUUUAAAAGUAUGAACUAAAUAGGUUUAAUACAAAAAAUUUCAAAAAAUAUUCUCUAAAUUCCCUAAUUUGAUGAGAAAUAUGCAGGAAAAG